Talaromyces proteolyticus is the source of this 948-nucleotide messenger RNA. RefSeq lists its product as uncharacterized. The record is from RefSeq and is a predicted model, not a curated record. NCBI's taxonomy places the organism in Eukaryota, Fungi, Ascomycota, Eurotiomycetes, Eurotiales, Trichocomaceae. The transcript is spliced from 2 exons. Bases 1 to 948 code for a protein of 315 amino acids. Gene Ontology annotation, molecular function: 2-oxoglutarate-dependent dioxygenase activity.
AUGGGCAUGACGCUGAAAUGGCACGGUCGUGGCAUAUCCACUUAUAAAAAACACAUCUUCUCACGCCAUCUCUCCACCCACCAACCCAAUCCAACAACUCACCACUACACACCUCUCAACAUUCUAACUAAUCCCACUAUACAAGACUUCCGUAACAAAUACUUCCACCCCGAAAAACCCACUAUCCUGCACUCCUCAUCACUCCGCAAUCUCCCCGCACGCAGAAACUGGUUCGUUAAGUCCACCCCCUCUACACCCGCCUGUUUUACCCUGAACCACGCCUACUUCGAGAAUUGCACCGAUACACUGGUCCCAUUAGAAUUAACGACAUCUACGCAUGACCAAUUUCAGCGGUUUGAUGCUCCACUCGCAGUAUUCCUAGACUGGAUUCGCUCUUCCCUUUCCCCUUCAUCAUCACAACCCUUCAGCCUCUAUCUAGCUCAAUGCCAAGUCUCCAACCUCCCUGCCCCCCUGCCCCAAGAUCUCCCUACGCCGGAUAUAGUCCUACAUGCCGGUAGAGGCGAUGUAUACGAUACGAACAUCUGGAUCGGCCUGCCACCGACAUACACCCCGCUGCAUAGAGACCCGAAUCCGAAUCUGUUUCUGCAGCUGGCGGGCACGAAACAUGUGCGUCUGCUGGCGCCGGAAGAAGGGCUCAAGGUGUUUUCGAGAGUGAGAGGUGCGUUGGGGAGGGAUGCAGGGAGGGGCGCGGUUGUGUUCAGGGGCGAGGAGAUGAUGAAAGGCCGGGAGAAGGAGAUGCUUGAGGAUGCGGUGUGGGGUGGGCGAGUUGUUUCGGGGGGAGGGGAUAAGGAAGGCGGUUGGGAUGGUGUGGGUUAUGAGGCUGUUUUGAAGGGUGGCGAGGCGUUGUUUAUUCCGAAAGGAUGGUGGCAUAGUAUUAAGGGGGUGGGUGAGGGGGUUACUGCUUCGGUGAAUUGGUGGUUUAGAUGA